Didymodactylos carnosus is the source of this 255-nucleotide messenger RNA. The record is from the annotation of a GenBank genome assembly. Lineage: Eukaryota; Metazoa; Rotifera; Eurotatoria; Philodinida; Philodinidae.
AUGGUUAAUAACAGAGAGUCGUUGAACCUUCGGUUCAGGACGAAAAGGACUGAUAGUCAAGAGAUCGCAGUGGGAAUAAUUCCACACGUCAAUUGGCCGUUUUGUAACUAUAUGGUAUCUCGAGGGAGACGAAGAUGUGAUCAUGUUGGUGGUCGUGAUGGUGGAGGUGAUGGUGGUAGUGGUGAUGUUGGUGUUGGUGUUGUUGUUGGCGGCGGUGGUGUUGGUGGUGGUGGUGGUGGUGGUGGUGAUGUUUAG